AUGUCUCUCUACGGUGUUGGUUUAAAUGUUUAAGUAGACAGAAUAAAGACUGAGUUCCGCUUAUAUGUCUCAAAAUAAAAAGGAGGUUUGAAUGUUAGAAACCUAAGAAGGAUUUUUGAAUAGCUUGAUUAUUAAUAAAAUGGUCAGCUUAAUCUUGAUGAUUUUAAGGCAGGUCUUAAUAAAUUCGGAUUCUUUUUGAAGAAUGUUGAUUAUUAAUGUCUUCUUAAAUAUUUUGACGUUGAACAAAACGGAAACGUUAACUAUUUGGCCUUUUUAUCUUGCAUUUCCUAAACCUUGAACCAAAGAAGAGCCAACUUCGUCCUUAAAGUAUUUGACUCAAUAGAUUCUGAAUAAAAAGGAGCAGUGCACCCCUUCUCACUUGCUGAAAGACUUGAAGUUGUCAAAAAUAAAGAUUAUUAAAUUGGAAGCAAGACCAGAGAAUAGCUUGUUGGUGAAUAUGUUGCUCAAUUCCAUAAAAACUAAGAUGGGUUGAUAACAAGAGAUGAGUUUGUUUCUUACUAUGAAGAUUUAGGACUAGGAAUUUCUUCUGACUAACAUUUUAUCGAAAUUCUUUAGACUUAAUGGGGCAUAAAGGAAGAUGAUGACCUUGCGAUUACUAAAGAAGAAGUAAAAGGAAUAGUUAAAACUAUCAGAUAAAAGUUAAUCCAAAAAACUAAGGGAGCUAAUGACGAAUUCCUUCUCAGAAAGCUUUUCAAAGAAUUUGAUAUUAGCAACAGUGGAUUCCUUACUUUAGAUGAGAUGAAUGCAAUGUUGAUUAAAUUAGAAAUCCCAAUUCAAAAGAGAUAUCUUAAUGCAGUAUUCUCUUAAUUAGAUAGAAAUCACUCUGGAGUCAUCGAAUUUGAAGAGUUUGUUUAUUACAUUGUCAACGACCCUUAUCCAUGA
Tetrahymena thermophila SB210 is the source of this 903-nucleotide messenger RNA. Its product is annotated as EF-hand pair protein. The transcript has 3 exons. The record is from RefSeq and is a predicted model, not a curated record. Gene Ontology annotation, molecular function: calcium ion binding. NCBI's taxonomy places the organism in Eukaryota, Ciliophora, Oligohymenophorea, Hymenostomatida, Tetrahymenidae.